Molecule: messenger RNA, 1185 nt
Organism: Didymella exigua CBS 183.55
Lineage: Eukaryota; Fungi; Ascomycota; Dothideomycetes; Pleosporales; Didymellaceae
Exons: 1
Coding region: 1-1185 (394 amino acids)
Source: RefSeq, a predicted model, not a curated record
AUGUAUAAUACUGCAAGAUCAGGUGUACUUCCACUAUUCAGCCCCGCUGCUACACAAGCCGCCGUAGAAGCUUCGACCGAGUCCUUCCCAGCCGACUACAUCACCAACAUCAUCCUCGAGAUCAGCGGCUACCUUGUCUCUCUCGUUGAGCAGACCGCACUGUUUGGUAGACCUUCAAACGAUCAUUACAGUCCCAGCUUAGGCACUCUCCACGCUCGCCUUCACGGCGGCCAACUCAACCCAAGUCCCAUUCAGUCCCACGCCAACGAAACUGCGCGUAUCAAGGCCACCCUAGGUCAGCAUACGACCACGGAUGUUACUCAACGUCCAUUGGAGGACUUUGAAGACCUCUACUAUGCAGUUCUCGCUCGUAUGCAAGACAUUCACCAAAUUCUGAACGCACGUCUCGGCAGUGGCUUCAGCACUUUCACUGACGCUGUCUACCCAGACGGCCCAAGCAUAGCCGACUUGUACGUCAGCCUCGCGCAGUACUGGGAUGCUCUCAACCACAACAAAUUUGUCAAGGCCAUCGACUGCGCAGUUCGUCGCUCUCGUGUCAAGUAUCUUCACCAAGAGAUUAUCGCACAAGUGCAUAACGACGAGAUCACACACUCAGAUGCAGAGGAGCUACUGAACGAUCUCUACGAUCCAAAAGAUUACAACGGCAUUCAAGGACUGGCUUGGGUAAGCGGGUGGGCGCCGAGCAUGGUCGCUGCCUGGCUGCAAGAGAAGUACCGUAUCGUCUUGAAGAUCGAGAAGGAAGAUGCAGAUAGCAAGAGCCGGAUGGAAAGGAGGCGAGCCAGGAUGGGAAGGAAGUUCAAACAGCCACAGCAUGAGUUGAGGUCGAAGAAGGAGGUCAAGAAAGUAGUCGAAGGGAUGGAUAUGGCAGGCGGCGAAGUAAAGAAGGUCGUGCCAGUCGCGGAACAACAGGAAGAGCAGGCUAUUUCAGGCCACCAAGACCCCCAAGAUCAACUACUGCAGUAUGCGCUCGAAUGGCAGAUCAAGACUCAGCGUGUCUCCGAGUACAGUCAGUACCUGAGAAGCAUGGCCAGUCGCAACGCUAGGUACCUUGUCGAAAGUACGACUUCCAGCAACGACAUGCGUAUGGGAAAUUCCAAUGGUGCGGUCCAGUACGACGACAACGAAGAUACGAACAUGGCGGGCAGGGUCUUCUGGAUGCGUUAG